AUGGCACAAGAAAGAACAUUAAACCGUGAAGAGCCACAUUAUUUUGGUGCUGGACCAGCAUUAUUACCAACUUCUGUUUUGCAGGAAGCUGCAUAUGAUUUAAUCUCAUACGGAGACGAGAAUAUCGGUGUUGGUGAAAUUUCUCACCGUUCUAAACCAGCAGGUGGUGUAAUUGAUGGGACGAAGGAAAACUUAAGCAAAUUAAUGAAUAUCCCAGACACCCAUGAAGUAUUUUUCAUGCAAGGAGGUGGUACUACUGGAUUUUCGUCAAUUGUGUAUAAUUUAAUGGCAAAUUACACUAAGAGAACCGGAAAGAAGGGUAAAGCUGCUUAUGCUGUUACUGGGUCAUGGUCUGCCAAAUCUGCAGAAGAAGCUAAGAGAUUAGGUUUCGAUACCGACAUCGUGGUUAAUACCAAAGAUAAGAAGUAUGGUGAUAUACCUCCUUAUUCUGAAUGGAAGCCAAUUGACAAAGAAUCAACAGCAUACUUGUUCGUUUGUGACAAUGAAACUGUCAAUGGUAAUGAGUUUCAUGAUACCCCUGGAACUGAUUAUUUACCAGAAGGUGUUGAAUUAGUCUCUGACAUGUCAUCCAAUAUUUUAUCGAAGGAAAUUGAUGUCAGCAAAUAUGGUUUGAUUAUGGCCGGAGCACAAAAAAAUAUCGGUCUUGCUGGUUUGACUAUUUAUAUUAUAAAAAAGUCUUUGUUAGAACAUGCUACUGACGAAGAAUUGAGUUCAAAGAACAUUCCAUUGGCCCCGAUUGCUUUCCAUUAUCCAACCGUUGUCAAGAACAAUUCGGCUUAUAAUACAAUUCCUAUUUUCACCUGUCAUAUUAUUAAUUUAGUUGCUAAGAAGUUAUUGGAAUCUGGAGGUGUCCCUGCUAUUCAGAAGAUCAACGAACAAAAGGCAAAAAUAUUAUACGAAGCGUUGGAAAAAUAUCCAAACUUCUACAGGUUGCCAGUUACAAACCCAAAUGUUCGCUCAAAAAUGAAUGUAGUCUUCAAUUUGCCAAAUGCUGAUUUAGAAGCCAAGUUCGUAUCUGAGGCCGCUGAAAAGAAAUUAACUGGUUUGAAGGGACACAGAUCAGUUGGUGGUAUUAGAGCUUCAAUUUAUAAUGCAAUUAGUCUCGAAAGUGUUGAACUCUUAGUAAAGUUUGUCAAUGACUUUGCUGAAGCUAACAAAUAG
Debaryomyces fabryi is the source of this 1182-nucleotide messenger RNA. It is a transcript of the gene SER1, whose product is annotated as O-phospho-L-serine:2-oxoglutarate transaminase. Gene Ontology annotation, cellular component: cytoplasm. The transcript has a single exon. NCBI's taxonomy places the organism in Eukaryota, Fungi, Ascomycota, Pichiomycetes, Serinales, Debaryomycetaceae. Gene Ontology annotation, biological process: L-serine biosynthetic process. The coding region runs from base 1 to 1182 and encodes 393 amino acids. The record is from RefSeq and is a predicted model, not a curated record. Gene Ontology annotation, molecular function: O-phospho-L-serine:2-oxoglutarate transaminase activity; pyridoxal phosphate binding.